Molecule: messenger RNA, 2289 nt
Organism: Triplophysa rosa
Lineage: Eukaryota; Metazoa; Chordata; Actinopteri; Cypriniformes; Nemacheilidae
Gene: rngtt
Product: RNA guanylyltransferase and 5'-phosphatase
Exons: 16
Coding region: 298-2088 (596 amino acids)
Biological process (GO): 7-methylguanosine mRNA capping; protein dephosphorylation
Molecular function (GO): mRNA guanylyltransferase activity; mRNA 5'-triphosphate monophosphatase activity; ATP binding
Source: RefSeq, a predicted model, not a curated record
ACGGUUUGAACGGGUAUUACACACACAGCUGGGGAACAACGUGCAGCUAUUUCUGUUUCCUUCUCACAAAGGUUUGUAAAUCAGACGUCUCGUGAGACUCAUCUCAUGAAUACCGAACCAACGAAGGAUUUUUCUACAACACGAAGCUCUCCACAAAGCCGCGAAUCGCUGAUAUUACCGGGUCUGCGCUCAAGGCCCAGUCAGCGGAUCACUGGAGAUCCUGAAGCCCGCUCGACAGGCUUGAUCUCCGGCGCGGCUGAACGCGCGUUCCCGCUCGUCUCGGGUUAGUAAAGGAACAUGUCUCAGACUGGACCUCCUCCUCGAUGGAGGAAUUGUCCCAGAAGAGGACAACCCGUGGCUGGUAAAUUUCUUCCCAUGAAGACCAUGCUUGGACCACGGUAUGAUGAUAAAGUCCCUGAGGAGAACAGGUUUCAUCCCAGCAUGCUGUCUAACUAUCUCAAGAGCUUGAAGGUGAAGAUGGGUUUGCUGGUGGACCUGACCAACACAAGCCGCUUCUAUGAUCGGGCAGACAUAGAAAAAGAAGGAAUCAAAUAUGUAAAGCUUUCCUGCAAAGGUCAUGGUGAAUGUCCCACAGCGGAGACUACAGAGAUGUUCAUCAGACUGUGUGAACACUUCAUUGAGAAGACGCCCACAGAGCUCAUCGGCGUUCACUGUACACAUGGCUUCAACCGCACAGGCUUUUUAAUGUGUGCCUACCUGGUGGAGAAAAUGGACUGGAGCAUCGAGGCAGCGGUCGCAGCGUUCACUCAAGCUCGGCCCCCGGGCAUCUAUAAAGCGGAGUAUCUCAAGGAGCUCUUCCGGCGUUACGGUGACGUGGAGGACGCCCCGGCCCCUCCCGCCCUUCCCGAGUGGUGCUUUGAAGAUGAUGAUGAGGAGGUGGACGAUGACGGGAAUCCGGUCGCUCAGGCUUCUGAACCCAGCUCCUCUCACUCCAGUCACGUCAAGAAGAAGAAAGAACGACUCAAACUGGGGGCUGUGUUUCUGGAGGGGGUGUCUGUCAAAAGCGUCACUCAAGUCACGUCGCAGCCCAAGCUCGGCGAGAUACAGCGCAAAUGCCAGCAGUUUUCCGAGUGGGACAAAUCUGGGUUUCCCGGCGCUCAGCCCGUAUCGAUGGACCGCAGGAACAUUCGGCUAUUGGAACAGAACGUGUAUAAGGUCAGCUGGAAGGCGGACGGCACACGCUACAUGAUGUUGAUCAAUGGAAAGAAUGAGGUGUAUAUGAUUGACCGAGACAACUCGGUCUUCCACAUAGCCAACCUGGAGUUUCCCUUCCGGAAGGAUCUGCGCCUUCACCUUUCCAACACACUUUUAGACGGGGAGAUGAUCGUGGACAAAGUCAACGGUCAGCCCGUCCCGCGUUAUCUCAUCUACGACAUCAUUAAAUUUAGCGGUCAGCCCGUGGGUCAGUGUGACUUCAACAGACGUCUGCUGUGUAUGGAGAAGGAGAUCAUCUCUCCUCGCUUCGAGAAGAUGAAAAUGGGCCAGAUCGACAAAGCCAAGGAGCCCUUCAGCGUCAGAAACAAGCCCUUCUUCGACAUUCAUGCGGCACGCAAGCUCCUGGAGGGCAGUUUCACUGCUCAGGUCAGUCAUGAAGUCGAUGGUCUUAUCUUCCAGCCUAUUGGGAAAUACAAGCCGGGCAGAUGCGAUGAUAUUCUGAAGUGGAAGCCGCCCAGCCACAACUCCGUCGACUUCAGACUCAAGAUCACCAAAGUUGGCGGGGAGGGACUGGUCCCGCAGAUGAUGGGUCUUCUCUACGUGGGCAGCUAUGACAGGCCCUUUGCACAAAUGAAGGUGUCGAAGGAUCUGAAACAGUACGACAGUAAAAUCAUCGAGUGCACGUUUGUGAAUAACAGCUGGGUGUUCAUGAGACAGCGGGUCGACAAGAGCUUCCCCAACUCGUACGACACGGCCAUGGCCGUGUGCAACAGCAUCCAGCAUCCCGUCACUAAAGAGAUCCUCUUUGAGUUCCUGGACCGAUGCGCUCAGAUGCGGUCGCGCAAGCACCCGGCCGACUCCGAGCUCAUGCCUCCGCCGCCACCAAAGAGAGCCGACCUCAGCGUCCCAUAAUCCCUCCACGCUACAGAAGUCAGCCAUAUUUUUUUAUUCCGGAAACGUUCAGCAAGAGAGGAGAGACUUUUGGAGAAUGUUUUGCUUUCUGACCUCACUGAGUGAAUCUAUUUAAAAAACAAACUGAUACAAAAUUGUUCAGAGUUUCAACGUUGAGUGUUGAGACGCGCUCUUAUUUAAGAGAAUAAAGAGAAAAAUGGA